AUGUGCAUUUCUUCAGUCCCCAUCUGCAACCUCAAAGAUCCUCUUCCAAUUGUUCAUAAGUAUUAUCAAUCAGGGGAUUUAAUCAUUGCUGCUAUCAUUUAUCAGGUGUUAUUUGUUUCAAAUGAGAUCACUUUUCAAAGUGUUCCUUCACACAAUGUCCUUGAUCAGUAUCUGUUCCUCACUCAUAAUUACCAACAUAAUUUGGCUUUGGCAUUUGCUGUAAAAGAGAUCAAUAAAAAUUCUAGGAUUUUACACAAUAUUACCCUGGGUUUCCACAUCGCUACCGAUUAUUUUGUUGACAUUACAACUUAUCAAUUAGCAAUGGAAUUUCUAUCUACAAAAGAUAAAUUUAUUCCCAACUACAAAUGUAAUGACCAGACCAAUACACUAGCUGUCAUCGGGGGACCCCGUACUAAGACCUGUGUCAACAUGGCAACCGCUCUUUCUAACUACAAGUUUCCUCAGACGUUGCCUCUUUCCAUCUGUAACAAGAAAUGUCCUCUUGGCCAUAGCAAGAUAAAAGUGGAAGGGAAAUUAUCUUGCUGCUAUGACUGUAGAUGCUGUCCAGAAGGGAAGAUAGCUGAUCAAACGGACUUAGAUGAUUGUUUUCCAUGUCCAGAAGAUUGUUAUCCAAACAAAGAUCAGGACAGUUGUCUUCAAAAAACUAUAACUUAUUUGACUUAUCAAGAGCCUUUGGGGAUUUCUUUGAUGGUCACAGCCGUCUUCUUGUCUUUCACCUCAAUUUUAGUACUGGGGAUCUUCAUUAAACACCAGGACACUCCAAUUGUUAAAGCCAACAACAGGAACCUCACUUAUAGCCUUCUCAUUGCUCUCCUGCUCUCCUUUAUUUGCACUUUUCUCUUCAUUGGGCAACCAGACCAAGUCAAAUGUCUCUUGCGACAAACAGCUUUUGGCCUCAUCUUCUCUGUAGCUCUUUCUUGUAUAUUAGGGAAAACAACCAUAGUGGUUCUUGCUUUCAUGGCUACCAAGCCUGGUUCCAAAAUGAGGAAAUGGGUAGGGAAAAGGUUGGCUCUUUCUAUUGUCCUACCUUGCUCCCUGGUACAAUUUACUAUUUGUCUAGUGUGGUUGGCAACUUUCCCCCCUUUCUCUGAUUCUGACAUGCACUCCAUGGUUGAAGAAAUUGUCCUGCAAUGUAAUGAAGGUUCAACCACUAUGUUUUAUACUGUCUUUGGCUUUAUGGGGUUCUUGACAGCUAUCAGCUUCACUGUGGCCUUCCUAGCUAGGAAUUUGCCUGACAGCUUCAAUGAAGCCAAAUUUAUCACCUUCAGCAUGUUGGUCUUUUGUAGUGUUUGGGUGUCAUUUGUUCCAACUUACCUGAGCACUAAGGGAAAAUAUAUGGUGGCGGUAGAGAUCUUUUCCAUUUUGGCUUCAGCAGCUGGAUUACUGGUCUGCAUCUUUUCCCCAAAAUGCUAUAUCAUUAUUCUGAGACCUGACCUGAACAAGAAGGAGCAACUAAUAAAGAAAUGA
This is a messenger RNA of Thamnophis elegans (Western terrestrial garter snake), 1488 nucleotides long. Its product is annotated as vomeronasal type-2 receptor 26-like. The coding region runs from base 1 to 1488 and encodes 495 amino acids. NCBI's taxonomy places the organism in Eukaryota, Metazoa, Chordata, Lepidosauria, Squamata, Natricidae. Gene Ontology annotation, biological process: G protein-coupled receptor signaling pathway. Gene Ontology annotation, molecular function: G protein-coupled receptor activity. Gene Ontology annotation, cellular component: membrane. The record is from RefSeq and is a predicted model, not a curated record. The transcript has 4 exons.